AGCUGAAUAUCUCUGUGAACAACGCGCUUCGUGAAACCCAGGAACUGGCUCCUGGCAGUCCAGUGGUGGUCGAUCGACAGGUGCCGCGCACUUUAACGCACAUGGAAACCAGGGAACUUUUGCGUGGCAUUCCGCUUGAAGAUGGCACGCUGUUGCACAAGAUUUUUGCCGAUCAGCCUCGCAGAGCUUCCGACAUCAUAUUUCCCACAAAAGAUGCUAGUUGGUACGCUUGGUGGCGCUUCUUCACCGAAAUUUGCAGGAUCAUCGUGGGGCAUCAGUGGUUCGAGUUGUUGAUCUCGCUGGCCAUCAUGGUGAACUCGGUGAUGCUGGGCGUGGAAAGCCAGAUGUCACUGACACAUGCUAGGGAGGACCUUGCCUGGGCCAGGAUUGCCGAGCUUUGCUUUUUGGCGAUUUUCACAGUUGAGAUUCUGCUGAGAUUGGCUGCACGUGGAUGGAGAGUUAUAAAGGAUGGAUGGUUUCUAUUUGACAGUACGCUUGUGAUCAUCGCAUGCAUUGAGCAGUUCGUCGAGUUAUUUUCCAACGGCAAUCAUUCAGGGUACGAACAACAGGUGCUAGUCCUUCGAACCACGCGCCUUUUUCGUUUGAUCCGGACGUUUCGAAUGAUAAAGCAGAUCAGAUCUGUGUGGAGAUUGGUAUAUGGUCUCAUUACAUGUGGCGAGACCAUAACAUCUACAUUUAUUUUGCUUUUCAUCGUUUUGUAUGUGUUUGGCGUUAUGGGCCAUGAGCUGAUAACCAAAGAUGGCGAGCUGCGGAAAGAUCCAGAGAUAGACGCACUUAUCGUCAACAACUUCAGUUCACUCCCCUUGGCCAUGAUGACAUUGGUUCGAUUUGUCACGAUGGAUUCUAUAUCUGUAAUCUAUGCGCCUUUGAUACAGGCAAAGGCAUUAGUACUGGGCUUGUACUUUGGCCUGCUGAUUUGCGUUGUCUCCAUUUCCCUUAUGAACCUUGUUACGGCAGUGAUGGUUGAAGGGGCUCUCGAGCAUGCUCGCCAAGAGAAAGAGUAUCUUGAUGUGGUCAACAACGUUUGGUCUACCAUGGAGUCCUUUUUGCGGCUCCGCACGAAUGAGGAGAAGAGUCAAAUCUGGGCUCGCUCUCCUGAGGCUUUGGCAAAGCUGGAUAACACCCACUAUAGCUCCAAUGCCAGCUUCACCAUGCAGGUCCUUGGGGCUACGCUUGGUCCAGAGGAACGUGCUCUCUCAGACCGUGAAAGGGACACGUUGCUUGAUGUCGCUCGUCGUUCCAGGCGCAUUGCUUGUUUGCCUGUGAGUGCUCGCCUCAAAGGUCGCUUGGCAGCCACCGUGUUGGGGCCCAAAGCAGUGUGGGGCCAUGUGAUAAACGGUCGCUGCCCGACCCAGAAGGAUAUUGCCUGCUUCUUCCGCCACUACAAGGCGGCGACAAGUGACAACCGGUUUGUCAAAGGGCGCUCGUCCAUGGACCUCAAGCGGGCUUUCUUCUUUGGUCACACUUGCGACCUGGCCUUCUAUGGGGCCCUCCGCACCAUCAGUUCGGGUUUUGCCUGGGCACGUCACUGUGCCAGCUUGGGCGAGAACUGUCGCUGGAGCCAGUCUACGGUGUUUUGCCUCAAUAGCAUCCUGCAAGACUUGGGUUGGUGUGCUCAUAGCAAUGCUGUCGGCCAGAGCGGGGAUGUCCCUUGCAUUCAUUUUGGGGCAGUGAAGGCUGAAGUUGACAAAUGCCUCCAUCACAUUCGAGACGCGUGGCGUUUGAAAAAAGUGCGUCAGUGGUUGUCGCACCGCACCAGGAUUGAUAGUGGGAUAGGAUUGGUUGGAGCGGCUCCCAUCAAGUCACUAAGGAUCUCUUGGUGCAGAUGGGCACAAUCCGGGCAGCUGAAGCUGCUCGUCGUUUGGCACCUGCGGGUGCUGGCUGAGGCUGAAGCGUGGCUUCCUUGGGCUGCUAUGCACUGUGUUCUGCUGCUUGCGGCGGGGCAUGGGCAGCAUGCGGUCAGUGAACUGAAUUUUGCUUUGCUUCAUACCGUGUUGUCGCACACGCUCAUGUCAAAAGCCUUUGCAAUCAAGGUAUCUCGUCUCCAGACCAAUCUGCAGGAGCUUGACAAGACGGUGGAUGUUCUCCGGCCAUUCCCAACUAUUUAA
Messenger RNA from Cladocopium goreaui, 2129 nucleotides. The record is from the annotation of a GenBank genome assembly. NCBI's taxonomy places the organism in Eukaryota, Dinophyceae, Suessiales, Symbiodiniaceae.